CAUUUCACUGAGUGCGAGACUUAUCCCUCAGUAGUCCAAUUGUCACCACCAGGUGGCGUUAAGGAGCGGGUCUGUUGAAGAAGACGUCAGACCGUGCGAGGAAGACGGUCAAUUGAGACCAGAAACUAAAGAUGAAGACAUUAAUGGUGUUUGAUUUCGACCACACUCUAGUGGAUGACAAUAGUGACACUUGGGUUAUAAGAUGUCUUCCUGGUCAGACUAUUCCCGACUCCCUGAGGAAUUCCUACCGAAGAGGCCACUGGACAGAAUUCAUGGGAAGAUUAAUGAACUAUAUUGGAGACCAGGAGGUGCGUCCGGACCAGGUGCGCAAGGUCAUGGAAACUAUUCCCUUCACAGCUGGGAUGACAGAUUUGCUUGCUUUCAUAUCAGAAAAUAAGAACACUAUCGAUUGCAUAGUUAUAUCCGAUGCCAACACCAUGUUCAUUGACUGGAUCCUACAUGCUGCCGGACUUCAGCAGGCUGUAGAUAAAGUCUUCUCCAACCCAGCCAAGUUCAAUGACCUGGGCUACAUGGAGGUACAUUGUCACCACUCACACGAUUGUGACAGAUGUCCUGUCAACCUCUGCAAGAAGAAGGUCUUGAACAUGUAUUUGUCGGAGCGCAUGGAGCGAGGCGUGGAGUACCAGCAGAUAUUUUACGUGGGGGACGGUGGGAACGAUUUCUGUCCGACUGCCUGUCUGAGGGGCCAUGAUGUCAUCAUGCCCAGGAAGGGCUACACACUGGAGCGACUUCUUGCUACCCUUGAGGACAAAAAGGAUGAGGCUUCAUUAAGAGCACGUGUUAUUGCCUGGAGCAAUGGCACCGAAAUCCUAGAGCAGCUGAAGUCCAGUGUGAAGUUGUAACCCAGCUGUCUUUUAUUUAGAAAAUACGGUGCUACUAAUUAAUUAUUAAAUUACUUCCAGCUUUUCACGCCAGUUUUAUUUUUUCUGGAGGGAGGGGGUUUUGUGAGCUGGACCCCGCGAUGUACAACUUGAAAGCAGAUUUUUUUUUUUAUUGGUGUUCCAAUUGCGUUCUUAAUUCAGACAAUGUUUUUAUUUAAAUUAUUAAUUGACAGUGUAUAUCAUUUAAAAGGCACUCCAUUAACUCCACUCAUGUGAGUAGAAUUAUACUUGGGUAUUUAUCAUUGUGAGAUUCUUAUUGUUUCAGCUACUUGAGAGACUUUUUACAUUUUAAGAAACUGCUCCAGGCUUUUUCAUACAAUAUCAUACAACUUUUUUUGUACGAUAUUUGCAAAGUUGUGGCAAACCUACACUUAAAUCUGUUUGUCAUUGAGAAUGAUGUGUUGUGGUGUAGUUUAUUCUUUUUAUGCUUUUAGCUGAUAUUUAAUUGGUAAUGUAUUUAAUUUUGUUGUUUGAUGAUUUGCAUCAGCUGACCACUUUCACAUGAUCUAGUUAGUCAUUGUGUUGCCUCUGUAGUAUGUGCAGUGAGUUGUUAUGAACACAGAUCAAUUGAAGCAAUUUCAUGUAUCUGAAGUCUAAAUUAUGUUUGUGUCAUCUCAUCGCCUAUGCAAACGUGUGGACCAGCAAGUUAUUGGAUGCAGGCUUGUAGCCAGCUCUGUCACUGUUUAUACACAUCACAAAGAAGCUUCGUACUAUUUUAGGUGACUCUUGGCCAGUGAGAACAGCAUUUUCUCAGUCAGUCUACCUCAGAACUUUCCUGUCUGUCCACAACAACAAUAACACCCCUGACACACAUGUUUACUCUGAUGGUUAUGGUGAAGUAUUAUGGUUGUCAAUGUUAUCAAAUAUGUGAUGUGUUGUGAUUAUAUUUUCACACAUUUGGAUUACAAACUAAAGGAAUACUCUUAGUUUGCUUAGCUGUGCUUGUCUGUGUUGGCUAUGGCUAAUCAAAGACAAAUAAAAUGUUUUGGCACCUGGAGCUAAGAUCAUUAUUU
Messenger RNA from Synchiropus splendidus (mandarinfish), 1915 nucleotides. RefSeq names its product phosphatase, orphan 2 (gene phospho2). The record is from RefSeq and is a predicted model, not a curated record. The transcript has 4 exons. The coding region runs from base 132 to 863 and encodes 243 amino acids. Lineage: Eukaryota; Metazoa; Chordata; Actinopteri; Syngnathiformes; Callionymidae. Gene Ontology annotation, molecular function: phosphatase activity.